GGCAAAGUGCCUAGAGACAGGUGAAACUGUUGCCAUAAAGAAGGUUCUUCAAGACAAGAGGUAUAAGAACCGAGAGCUGCAAACCAUGCGCCUUCUUGACCACCCAAAUGCUGUCUCUUUGAAGCACUGUUUCUUCUCAACCACUGAAAAGGAUGAACUUUACCUUAAUUUGGUGCUUGAGUAUGUUCCUGAAACAGUUCAUCGUGUGAUCAAACACUACAACAAAUUGAAUCAAAGGAUGCCACUGAUAUUUGUGAAACUUUAUACAUACCAGAUCUUUAGGGCCUUAUCAUAUAUUCAUCGCUGCAUUGGAGUAUGUCAUCGGGACAUUAAACCUCAAAACCUUUUGUUGAUUCUAUCAGCAAACAAUAUAUGAAGCUAUUGGCAGUCAGCAGUACAAUUGCCUGAGGGAGUGCAACAUUUUAGUUGUACCACAAUCUAGUACAGAUUAUUGGACAUAGACUUACUAAUAAUGUAUUAUAUUUGCAAACAUGUGGCU
Molecule: messenger RNA, 499 nt
Organism: Quercus robur (English oak)
Lineage: Eukaryota; Viridiplantae; Streptophyta; Magnoliopsida; Fagales; Fagaceae
Product: shaggy-related protein kinase alpha-like
Exons: 3
Coding region: 86-376 (96 amino acids)
Biological process (GO): signal transduction; protein phosphorylation
Cellular component (GO): cytoplasm
Molecular function (GO): ATP binding; protein serine/threonine kinase activity
Source: RefSeq, a predicted model, not a curated record